Molecule: messenger RNA, 2905 nt
Organism: Esox lucius (northern pike)
Lineage: Eukaryota; Metazoa; Chordata; Actinopteri; Esociformes; Esocidae
Exons: 4
Coding region: 379-1077 (232 amino acids)
Source: RefSeq, a predicted model, not a curated record
AGGAAUGCAUUGUGUGGAAGCGGCUCCUGUCUUUCCACUUCCCUAUCUUAUGUUGUGAUUUCAUUUUUUAUUUCAGCCCACACCCAACCCCCUCCUGUCAUGCAUGAUGGUGACAGGGUGGGAUGGAGGGGUGGCUGGCAGAUUGGGCAGAGGCGGGAGUAAAGCACAUCUGCCCUUCCCUUCUCAGCUACUGGCAGGGCCACACCCCUUUCCUGUUCAGCCAAUUUAGGGCAGUCCAUCCUUAAGGAGGACUCAGUCUGUUGCAAACUCGGAGGAACCUCCUGCCUUUCCUACUGGCACCCCGCGGGACAGGACACUCUGGAUUACCUAAAAAGGAUUUUAUAACCAUCCACGUUCGGCACUACCUUCGUAUCCGCCAUGGCUAGCUCCAAGUCGUCCCAGACCACUCGCAACAUUGUGAUGUCCUUACUGGCCUUGUGGUCUAUCGUAUCCCUCAUUAUCAUCGUGGUUUGGGCCACCUCUCCUGACUUGAAGAGUGCCAGUCAGUGCCGCGCUGAGCUGCAGGCCCAAAAGGAGAAGAGCAAGGGGGAAAGUGAGGUGUGCGCCAAGAACAAGACAGCUCUGGAGGAGAUGGUGAAAGACGUCCGCGCCAACCUGACCCAGCAGAUCAGCGAAAUAGAGAGGCUUCAGCAGCACUUGAACCACACCAACAGGUCCUUGGAUGACUGUCGUCAGGAAAAAGUUAUUUUGUGCGGGAACAUAACAGUCCUGGAAAACGAGAUCGACUCGCAUAAAGCAAUCGAGGCAAACCUAACUUCAGAAAUCACUCUACACCAAGAGCAAAUCGAAGUCCUUCAGGAGAACUUGACACAGGCAUCUCUUAAGUGGGAGUCCUGUACAGCUCGGCACUCGGCAGCGGAGAGCCAGCGGAUAGCAGCUGAGAGCCAGACCAAGGCCUGCGAGUCCAGCAAGCUUUAUUUACAGAAGCAGAUACAGAGGUGCAAAAAGUGUGAGGCCCCUGGCCCAGAGAUGCUGGACGACGGAGUCGCCACACCCCAGAAUAGCAUUCUUGCCUUGGGCAUGGUCCUCUGUGUCAGCCUGCAUUUGAUACUGUAACGUGUGAGUGUAAUUACCCCGGGUGGCAGCAGAGCACCACCAUUCGAUGCCAUAGAGACUUAUGUAAGCUGUGGAUGGGGUAACAGCGUGGGGGGGGGGGAAACAACGACAAACAGUGUAUCAAUCAAACGUCGUUUGAUUCGAUAUUGAUAGAAACCAUCGCUGUCUAUAAUCCGUAUCUCAAUGUUUUGUAUUUCAUCCCGCACGACCUCCGGCAACAUGAUGCUGAACCAGUGGAGUCAUGUUGAUGACUAGUGGAACACUGUUUACCCAAGCCCUGUUUCCCAAAAGGAUCUUGCAGCUAAUUAAAUAGAACGUUUGGAGGAGAACCAAUAAAGGGGCUCAAGGGUGUAGAUUUAGGUGGGGGGGGUUCGUGAUCCCCCAGUAUAUGAGACAUGAACCCCCUGGAAAAAACUGAAAAUCUCGGAAACAAUUUAUCCAGACCUCCCCAAUAUGAAACACAAACAUAUGCACUUGAAAAGGGCUACAGAAUGUUGGCUUGUAAUAUUAGAAAAUGUCCUGAAUAUAUCUGCAUUAAUGGUGGACUGAUGGUGUUUUACAACAUCACCCGAAACAAUGUGGUGUGCUUUGUAAAAUACAACAUUUCUAUUGACCAACAGCAGGCCAUCCGGCUUCUGUCGGCAAGUGGAAAGGUGACACCCUCCUUCUCUUCCAUUGGCUUCACUAAGACAAGAUCAUCUUUCCUCAAUAGUAGCAUUGGUAGACGGCAGCAAGCAAAAUUGCUAUGCCAUUUCCUAGUGGCUACAGUUCUGCACAGUACACUCAAUACAUUCUUUGAAUCAUUGUGAUAUCUGAAUAGCUUUUUUAUAUUUGAAAGAAAUAUUUUUUACUGAUUUUGGAAGCUGCUUGACCUACUGACCAACAGCAGGCCAUCCGGCUUCUGUCGGCAAAUGGAAAGGCGACACCCUCCUUCUCUUCCAUUGGCUUCACUGCGACACAAGAUUUUUUAAAUUCAAUAGCAGCAAUGACACAUGGCAGCACGCAAAAAUUGCUCAACCAUUUCCUAACUGCUGUAGUUCUAGACAGUACACUCAAUUUAUUUUUAGAAUCAUUGUGACAUCUUAAUUAAAGCCAGAUUGCCUUCUAAAUUGCUUUUUUAUAUUAAAAAAAAUAUCCAGACAAUGUUUUUACCGGUUUUGUAAGUGGCUUGAACAAAAGUGUGCGAGAUGCUUUGCUUUUAAGGGAGACUCAAUUCCCUUGCUUAUUUCCCAGUUGCUAAAGUACGACAAACACACACAAAAAAGUCAAUGUUUUACUGUUUUUGUAAGUGGGUCGACCUAAAUUUCAUGAAUGUUUUCAUACAGUUAUUGGUAUAAUUCAACUUACUGCCACAAGAUAAAAGCAAAUUUGGAAUACUGCCUUAAGCCUUUGAGACACGUAACUGUAUCUCAAAGUGGAACUUGAAUAGACUUGUUAUUUAACAACUGCCCCACACAACUUGUUCACAUUGCUUUAUAAUUGUUUCAGUUGCAUUUAUUAAUUCUCACUGCUCUUUUAUCAAUUACAGUAAUGAAUUGAUUGAUCUGUUACAUUGUAUCGUUAAGUAAGAUAUGAUGAUAUUGAUUACUUAAGUUGUUAAGUUGUUUUUGUGAUAUUUCAAGAAGACACCCUUCACUUUUGUUUGUGUUACAGUACUCUGUAUUUAUUUUGGUUUAUGUGUUUUGAAAUUACUGUACUUUAUAAAUAUGGUUGCUCACUGAUUAUCCUUCACGGCAAAGAAAGCUAUGCAAACAGCACCUCAUAAGCAAAAGACUCAAUGCAUAAUUGGAAUUCAUGCAAUAAAGUGUGUCCAAUUCUUCUGGAACUA